UGUCCAGACUUCCCAACACUUAAAACAUUUUGGAAUUGCAGAACAGCUACUGGAAUAACGGAGUACCAAGCGCUCGGAUACACGAAAAUCUUCAAUCAAUUCGAUUUCUCUUGCGGCGCUGGCUACACCGAGUUUGCCAAUAACGAAUGUGCGUCGACCGUUUUUCUUACCGGUACCGCCGAUAUGAGGGCAUGUGAUAGCAACUUUGCAGCUUCAAAUUAA
Molecule: messenger RNA, 222 nt
Organism: Cooperia oncophora
Lineage: Eukaryota; Metazoa; Nematoda; Chromadorea; Rhabditida; Trichostrongylidae
Source: the annotation of a GenBank genome assembly